Molecule: messenger RNA, 3348 nt
Organism: Gossypium raimondii (Peruvian cotton)
Lineage: Eukaryota; Viridiplantae; Streptophyta; Magnoliopsida; Malvales; Malvaceae
Exons: 5
Coding region: 1072-2961 (629 amino acids)
Source: RefSeq, a predicted model, not a curated record
AUGAAAGAAAAAUUUGCACCCUUUCUCUUCCAGUCUUCACCGGCGCAAUUACAAAGCAUUUUCCUCUCUCCAGAAGUUCACACCAUAAAUAAUACGUCGUUUCAUCUGUUUUCUUAACGCCAAAAAUACCGGAAAAAAAAUCACCUGUUUAUUUUGACUUACUUCCUUAUUUUCCUUCUGGUUUCUGAUAGUUUUUUUCUUUCUUUCUUUUGAAUUGAUUCGCUGACGCACACCGCAAGAGAAUUGAGGACGCCGAAGCGUCGAGAGCCGUACGAUUGAGGUUCUUUUUACUUUUUAAAUCUGUCUUCGGUGAUUUAGAUGGUUAGCGACUGAUAAUCCUUACGAUAAUCUGAGAAUUCGUUUCCUUUUUUACUCUGUUACUCUACUGUUUAUAGUAGAAAAAAAAAGGAAAAAAGAAAAUAAACCUGGAUUUUUGAGAAGGUUUGUUGAAAGGAUGGUAUAGGAAUAUUUUAGGGUUCAAUUUUUCUGGUUAUUUACCAUAUUGGGUCUAGGUUCUUUCAUACAGAGCCGCCUCGUUUUGUACUUUCUUGUUGAAAGGGUAAAACUGUCAUCUUCUUAGUUUGUUCUUGUUUGAGUUUUGAAGAACCCUAGAAGCAGCCUUUUAUAUUGAAAUUGAAAUACAAAGGAAAAACAACAAAUGACCAAGUCCUUUUAAUUGCAGAAGCGCUUUUUCACAGAGUAGCCAUUUUUGAGAAGAAUUUUUGGAAAAUCUUCAAGUAUGUUUUAUUGCUCAGCAAUGCCAUAAUUCUAGUUUCUUUGAAUUGAUUGACUUGAUUGGCUGAUUUAAUAAUCUUAAAGAGAGUAUAUUGUAUAGGAGGAACACAAAACACAACCCUAGUUACAGUUUAAACAGAAGAACUUUGGAAUUGGGAGAUUUUGGUUUAUAGUUUUCAGAAACUUUGAGGUUCAUGUUAAAUAAGCUAUUUGGUAAGUGAAACUGGAUUUAAGUGAACAUAACACUUUUGGGAAUACUGAGAAGUUAUAAUCUGGAGAAAAGAGAAACAGAAUUGGAAAAUUUUUCUUUCUUUAUUAUCAUGUUUGGCAAGAGUUAUGGAAAGAAGUGAGCCUUCAUUGGUACCGGAAUGGUUGAAGUGCAGUGGAAGCCUUACUGGUAGUGGCAAUUCAAAUAAUCAGUUUACAUCAUCAUCAUCAUCUUCGCAUUCAGACAACCAUUCUGCAGUGAGGCAUGCCAGAAAUAAGUUGUCUGUUGACAGUGAUGGUGACAUAGGCCGGACAUCUGUUUUGGAUAGGGCCAGUUCUGCCUAUUUUAGGAGGAGUUCUAGUAGCAAAGGUGCUUCUGACUCAUGGUCUUACAGCAAUUUUGGUAAAGGCCACAGGGAAAGGGAUUGGGAAAAGGUUAGUAAUGGUUACCAUGAUAGGAAGAAUGCUGUUCUCAGUGACCAAAGGAACCGAAACCAUUCUGAUUCUCUGGAUAAUCUGCUGCCAAGUAUGUUUGAGAAGGAUGUUUUGCGGCGUUCUCAGUCUUUGAAAACUGGGAAGCACAGUGACACAUGGCCGAGGAAAGCAACAAAUGAAUCAAGUGGCACCAGCAAAAGCCAUCAUAGCAGUGGUAAUGGUAAACUUACCACAGUUGCUGCUGUUGGUAAUAAAUCUGCAUUUGAACGUGAUUUUCCUUCACUUGGUGCUGAAGUAAGACAAGUUGGGUCUGAAAUAGGAAGGAUUUUGUCUCCGGGCUUGACUAAUCCUGUGCAGAGCUUGCCAGUGGGUACCUCACCUGUCCUUGGCAGUGAUGGCAGGACAUCAGCUUUGGCAGACAUCCCAGUAGGUGUGGGAAACAGUGGUAGAGGUGUUGCAGUUGCUUCACAAAAUGUUCCUGCAGGCUCAACUCCAACUAUGGUGACUGGCCUUAAUAUGGCUGAAGCAGUGGCUCAGGGGCCCUCUCGUGCUCGUACACCUCCCUUGUUAAAUGUUGAAACUCAAAGGCUUGAGGAGCUGGCUAUCAAACAGUCGAGGCAACUAAUUCCCUUAGUGACAGUAUCGACACCUAAAACUCUGGUGGUCAGUCCUUCAGAGAAAUCAAGGCCUAAAGUUGGACAGCAGCUGCAUCCUUCACUCUCUUUUGGUUCCACGCGUGGUGGAACCUCAAGAUCUGACAGUCAAAAAGUUUCUAAUGAGAGCAGGCUUCUUAUACUCAAACCAUCACGAGAAUCAAAUGGUGUCUCCUCAAUAACCACAAGGGAUAACUUGAGUCCUACUAAUGGAAGCAACAAAUUUGCAAAUAGUCCAAUAAACAUCACUCCAUCAGCUGCUGCAUCUGUUCCCUUUAGGAGUUCAGGCAAUAGCCCCAGGCUUGCCACUGCUGAGCGUAAUCAGACUCCAGUACGGAUGACCAUGGAGAAGAGAGCAACUGCUCAAGCCCAAAGUAGGAAUGACUUCUUCAACCUUUUAAAGAAGAAAUCUACUUCGAAUUCUGCUUCCUCUGUCCUUGAUUCAGGCUCUGCUGUGUCACCACCUGUCUCAGAGAAGUCUGACGAACUUGGCACUGAAGAUUCCAGCACUUCUGUUACUCUGCAGGAUGGGGGUGUUCCAUCAUCAGAGAUCUUAAUUGCUGACUUGCCAGCUGACAAUAGGAGUGAAGUGGCCUUGAAUGGAGAUGCUUAUGCUGAGUCUCAGCACGGUUCUAGCAAUGGAGAUGAGCAUUCAAGACCUGAUGCGUACCUUUAUCCUGAUGAGGAAGAGGUUGCGUUUUUACGUUCCCUUGGUUGGGAAGAGAAUGCUGAAGAUGAUGAUGGUCUUACAGAAGAGGAGAUUAGUACCUUUUUCGAGCAGUACAUGAAAUUGAAACCAUCCGCAAAAGUUUCCCAGCUAAUGCAUUCAUUAAGUCCAUUAAACUCUCAAAAUGGGACUCAUGGUGAUGCCUUAUCCGGAUCGAGCUCAAUGGAUUCCAACGGAGCAGCUUGGACUCGUCAAAAUGUUUAAUCCACUUGAUAAAAUUUGAAUGCAUGGGUGAAGUGGCUAUCCCUUUUUUACCCAGUUUGUUUAUUUUUUUGCUUUAUAUAUUGAGAUGAAAAUACGAUGUGCCUGUUAUCAUCUGUGACAGUGGAUUGGAAUAAGUUACAACGGAUCCAAUCCUAAGUUCUACCUGGGUUUUUAACAUAGGAUUUUCUAAGGUACAAAAAAAUGAUUGAGAGAGAGAGGGUGGGAAUAGGUUUAUAUUAUGUCUGCAAUGUAAGGAUGUGGGGGUAAAUAGUUCAGUCUCUGGGUUUUAACUAGUGGUUGAGGGGACACAAUUCAACAAAUAGCUUAUGGUUUAUUUAUUUUAUCAUUUGAAAUUGAAGAAAAGAGGAAAGAAAAAUUAGUUCUGUA